AUGAAAUUAGCACUCGCCACUUCCCUCUCCCUGUUGGUAGCUCUGGUGCUCGUGACUUCGCGCUCCUCGGCGGCCCCAUCAACCUCCAGCAGCAGCAUCACCGGCAGCCACAUGAAACCAUCGUUUUCCAAUCGGGUCAUACUCAUCCGACAUGCUGAAAAGGGCUUCAGCCCUGCUGUUUCCAAUCCAAACUCUGUCAAUAGCGCGCCCUCGGACUCAGCAGUCUCAUCGUCUAGGGGGGGAAGCUGGUGGAGCUGGUUAUGGGGGUUCCCAAGUCGUCCUCCUCGGGCGUCCGCGCCGCUCGAUCGUGGUCCACCCGGAGAUGACAGGGGGAGGGGACCUCCUGGUCGAGGUGGUGGUGGUCAAGGUGGGCCAAGAUGGCCUGGCCGAGGCAAAUUUCCCAAUGGUCUUAGCGAGAAGGGCAAGGAGCGGGCGCAGUAUAUCCGUACCUACUUUGGAAACGACUCGGAGUUUGACAUCGGGUUGAUAUUCGCCGCUCCUCGGGAGGGCGAAGGUGAGAAGGAAGCAGAGAGAACUUAUGCGACUGUUGCGCCGCUUGCCAAGGAUCUGGGGCUGGAGAUCAACAUUGCAUGUGCCAACUCCGCAGCGAGCUGCAUCUUGCAGUAUGUCCAAGAAUUCGCUCAGGCUUCAAACGCGGACAUCCUCAUCAGCUGGAAACACCGUGACCUCAAUACCAUAGCGACCGCCUUGGGAGCUACGAACGCUCACCGUAUCUACCCGGACGAGCGUAACGACGUAGUAUGGAUCAUGUCCAAUGGUCAAAUUGUGGAGAAACGCUCUAUGCACUGUCCCGGUCUGGACGACGAUAGGGUCGACCAAGGGGAUCCAGAUCUCGAAGUCGAGCAGCCUAGGGACAGUCUAUCGUGGACAGAGUGGUUGAGCUCUUGGGCCGGCUUGAAGUAUAUCUGGGGAGCUCAGCGAAAGGUCGUGACCGUCGAUAGUUUGUAG
This is a messenger RNA of Kwoniella botswanensis, 969 nucleotides long. RefSeq lists its product as uncharacterized. Bases 1 to 969 code for a protein of 322 amino acids. The record is from RefSeq and is a predicted model, not a curated record. NCBI's taxonomy places the organism in Eukaryota, Fungi, Basidiomycota, Tremellomycetes, Tremellales, Cryptococcaceae. The transcript is spliced from 4 exons.